Molecule: messenger RNA, 381 nt
Organism: Phaethon lepturus (White-tailed tropicbird)
Lineage: Eukaryota; Metazoa; Chordata; Aves; Phaethontiformes; Phaethontidae
Product: protein FAM173A-like
Exons: 3
Biological process (GO): regulation of mitochondrial ATP synthesis coupled proton transport; peptidyl-lysine trimethylation; positive regulation of proton-transporting ATP synthase activity, rotational mechanism
Cellular component (GO): mitochondrion
Molecular function (GO): protein-lysine N-methyltransferase activity
Source: RefSeq, a predicted model, not a curated record
GUGGUAGAGGCUUAUAAGCAAGGUCUGAGACCAGCCGUUGGCUAUGAGCUCAACCCCUGGCUGCUGUGUCUCUCCAACUACCGGGCCUGGAAGGCUGGGUACCAUGGGAAGGUUUCCUUCCUGAAGAAAGAUCUGUGGAAGGUGAAUCUUUCCGAUUGCUCCAAUGUGAUCGUGUUCCUGGCCCCCAGCGUGAAACCUCCCCUGGCUGCCAAGCUCCUUGCAGAACUCCCCGACGAAGCCCGGGUGGUGGCUGGACGCUUCCCCUUCCCCUCCUGGACCCCCACCAGCACCCUCGGGCAAGGCCUGGAGCAAGUCUGGGCCUAUGACAUGAAGGAGGUGCGGCGAGCGGCGCAGAGCAGCGCAGAGGGAAGCCCGGUCUAA